Molecule: messenger RNA, 459 nt
Organism: Impatiens glandulifera
Lineage: Eukaryota; Viridiplantae; Streptophyta; Magnoliopsida; Ericales; Balsaminaceae
Product: LOB domain-containing protein 10-like
Exons: 2
Coding region: 1-459 (152 amino acids)
Source: RefSeq, a predicted model, not a curated record
AUGGAGUCCAAGCCAGUUGUGUGUGCCGUGUGCAAGCACAAUGGCAAACAAUUAUGCGACCCUAACUGCUGUUUUGCUAGGCAUUUUAUGCCUAGCAAUUUAGAAGACUUCCAAAUUGUGAAGCAGCAUUUUGGCAUUACGAACUUCACAAAGCUUGUAGAUAAGGUGGCCGAUGAUCAAAAGGACUCCGCCAUUGAAUCAUUGGUCUAUGAGGCCACAAUAAGGAGGAUGACUCCCAUUGAAGGCACUCUAGGCGCCAAGGCCGUGCUUCAAGACAAGAUUCGUAAGACAAUAAAGGAGUUGGUGAGAGCCAAAAGAAAACUCGAAUCUUUGAAAUCAACAAAAACUCCCAUAACAACUCCCCCAUUUGUAGCUGAUUUUGACCUAAACGUUGUUCCGGUUAUGGAAAACUCAACAGAUAGUAAGGAAGAUAAUUCGAAGACAGGGGGAUCUAGGUAA